Messenger RNA from Blastocystis hominis, 498 nucleotides. RefSeq lists its product as hypothetical. Lineage: Eukaryota; Bigyra; Opalinata; Blastocystidae. The record is from RefSeq and is a predicted model, not a curated record.
AUGGUGACAAUGAGUAAUCUCUGUCUCAAAUACGUGGAAGUUUCUUUUUACCAGAUUUCUCGUUCUCUUGGAAUUCCCAUGAUUCCUUUAAUCAACUACCUUCUUUUUGGCGAGAAGUCCUCUCUCCGAACCGUCCUCUCCUGCAUCACCGUCGUAAUUGGUCCUCUAUCUCCCCUUCCACCCAGCUACACCGCAGGUGUCGAUGGCGAGAUCAAUUUCUCUCUCCGCGGCACGCUCUUCGGCGUUGGCGCCAGCGCGGUCGGAACCUUCUACACGAUCUACCUGAAGCGUUAUCUAUCGAACGUGGUGGACAACAGCUGGCUGCUCACGUUCUACACGAACUUCAACAGCUGUGUGAUUCUCCCUGCGCUCUGCGUGGUACGCUCCGCUGUGUGCUUCGAAGCGUUCGGCGAAGUGCCCGUCGUCUGGGAGCAUCGCAGCGAGCUGACGUUCUCGUUUUUCUUCUGGAUCUUCGAGAGAAGCGUGGCUGGGAUGUAG